Messenger RNA from Synchiropus splendidus (mandarinfish), 4324 nucleotides. RefSeq names its product collagen, type VI, alpha 1 (gene col6a1). Bases 169 to 3195 code for a protein of 1008 amino acids. The transcript has 35 exons. The record is from RefSeq and is a predicted model, not a curated record. NCBI's taxonomy places the organism in Eukaryota, Metazoa, Chordata, Actinopteri, Syngnathiformes, Callionymidae.
CGGACUAACUGCGGCGGAGCGCUGCGUCAGAAUAAAACUUCAUCGAAUAGUUUUUAAAGCUUCCGAGGUGACGGGAUUUGGGCGGCCGGCGCAGUCGGGUUUGCGGGCUCUUCGGGCAUCCUCGUGGGCUGCUAGCUGGUUUUGUUAUUCAGCAGUUUUUGCAGAAAUAUGGAGACUCUCCGAGUUCUCCUGGCGCUGAUGUGCGUCCUCCUGGCUGGGGCGCAAGUGCCGGCAAAAAGGGCAGCAUUUACGGACUGCCCUGUUGACCUCUUCUUCGUGCUGGACACCUCUGAGAGCGUGGCCCUCAGACAGAAGCCUCCCAGCUUUUACAUAGACCAGAUCAAAAGCUUCACCAAGGAUUUCAUUGAUCAGCUGCAAGACAUGCGCCACCGAUGUGACCGGCAACUGACGUGGAACUCUGGAGCUUUGCACUACAGUGACCGAGUGGUUCUAGUUCGAGAGCUGAGCGACAUGAAAUCCCAGCGCCAGGCCCUGAAGAAGGACAUCGACACCAUCGCUUUCAUCGGCCGGGGCACGUACACCGACUGUGCCAUCAAAGAGGGAUUGGCACAGCUGCUCAUGGGAGGGUCUCACUAUCAUGAGAACAAGUACAUUGUGGUGGUCACUGACGGUCAUCCCAUCACUGGCUACAAGGAGCCUUGUGGAGGAGUGCAGGAGGCGGCCAAUGAAGCCAAAAAUCAUGGUGUUAAAGUGUUCGCUGUCGCCAUCUCACCUGAUCAGGAGGAUACCAGACUGUCAGUCAUCGCCACUGACCCCAGCUACAGACAGAACUUCACAGCAGCAGACGACACCAGAGCCACCAAGAUGGGAACCAUUACGACCAUCAUCGACAUGAUCACAAACCAAACAAAGGAUGUGUGCUGCUCAUUUGAAUGCAACGCUAAAGGAGGACCCAGAGGACCAGAUGGAGAUACAGGCGGAAGGGGAGAGCCUGGUAGACCCGGCAUGCCUGGAGAGAGGGGAGACAUUGGUGAGAUGGGCAGUAGAGGAGAUCCUGGUCCUAAUGGUUACAACGGAAUGAAGGGAGACCGUGGUGGCAUCGGUACAAGGGGCGAUCGAGGUCACAAAGGCUACAAGGGAGACAAAGGUUACAGGGGCAAUGACGGAGUUGAUGGGCGCAAGGGUGAACCUGGUUUCUCUGGACUUCCUGGCUGCAAAGGGUCCCCGGGAUCAGAUGGUAUGAAAGGAGAGCCGGGCCCAAAGGGAGACCCCGGUCCUUAUGGAGAGAAGGGAGAGAAAGGAGAUACUGGGAGAGACGGCGAACCAGGAAGGCCAGGAAACUACGGCCGUACGGGACCCAAUGGUGAGCCGGGGCCCCGAGGAGCUGACGGUGACAAAGGAGAGAGCGGAGAUGAUGGACCUCCUGGGGCGGACGGAAAGCCUGGCGACCGAGGAGCCCCAGGUGAAAAGGGUGAGCAAGGAUUACGUGGCAAAAGGGGACCAAGAGGAGAUGUGGGAGACCCAGGCCCCCGUGGAGAGCCAGGUAGAGAAGGACAGACUGGCGGAAAUGGAGAACCUGGCGAACCCGGUAAGGUUGGCCCACCCGGAUACAGAGGGGACGAAGGCGCCCCCGGACCCGAGGGUCCUAAAGGACCGAGAGGAAUCAAAGGCUCUCCAGGAGACAGAGGCCCUAUGGGGCCGAGGGGAGAGGAUGGCGCGCCAGGAAACGGGACGGCAGGUUGUAAUGGUUUCCAGGGACGACCCGGAGUUAGAGGAGACAUUGGUGAGCCGGGUGGUAAGGGAACCCCAGGACCAAAAGGAGAUGAUGGAGAGCCUGGUGAUCCCGGACCUGAUAACAACCAACCAGGGCCUCCAGGACCAAAGGGGGCCAAAGGUCACCGUGGACCUGAGGGCGAGCCGGGACCUCCAGGGCCUCCUGGACCGCCAGGAACUGAUGAAUGUGAAAUUCUGGAUAUCAUCAUGAAGCUCUGCUCUUGUUGCGAGUGCAAAUGUGCACCAAUGGACUUGGCCUUUAUUGUGGACAGCUCUGAGAGUAUCGGCGCGCAGAACUUUGCUCUUGCCAAAGAUUUUAUCAUCAUGGUGGUGGACAGACUCAUGAAGGAUCAGCAGGUCAAGUUUUCAGGUAACGAGUCCAGAGUGAGCGUCGUCCAGUACAGCGGUGCUAAAGCUCAAGAAGUGGUGCAGCUGGGCUCCACCGUCCAAACUCUGGCCGAAUUCAAACAGGCAGUGAGGGAUCUGAAGUGGCUGGCUGAGGCCACCUACACCGGCGAGGCCCUCGACUUCGCUCUGGAAAACAAUAUCAAGCUCAUGAGGCAGGAGAACCGCGUCGUUCUGGUGCUCACCGAUGGACGCUCCGACAUCAAAAGAGAUCCGAUUCCUCUCAACGUCCUCUGCGGGAAGGACAUCCGGGUGGGUGGUUUAGGCGUGAGGGACAACUACGGCCGUGAGCCCAACCAGGAGCAGAUCGGAAGCGUGAUGUGCAAGAGUGACCCCAAACCAGGGUUCUCCUUUGUCCUGGAUAAUUUUGCCGAGUUGCUCGACGACGCCUUCCUGCAGAACCUCACCUCCAACAUCUGCCAAGAUAAGCGCUGCCCCGACUACAAGUGUCCAAUCAGCUUCUCUCAGAGCAGUGACAUCCUGGUCAUAAUGGACAGUUCGGCCAGCGUGGGUCAGAAGAACUUUGAGUCCAGUCAGACUUUUGUCGACCGACUGGCGGAGCGCUUCCUGACGAGCAAGAGGAAAAGAGGAGUCUCAGUCAGAGUGGGUCUGGCGCAGUACAGCCGGGCCGCCCGCAUGGAGCAAGACCUGACCAGCAACUACACCCUGCUGUCCAGCCAGAUCAAAAACGCUGCAUAUCAGAACGACGGCACCAACGUGCUGGAGGCGCUGGACUUUGCCGUGAAGAGCCUGCCCGGGAGAGGCGACGCGUCCGGCAGCAAGAGAAAGGUGGUGCUGUUCUCCGACGGUCGGUCUCAGGGCAUCACCGAGGCGUUGCUCGAGAAGCGCGUCCGCGACGUGGCGGAUGCCGGCAUCGAGCUCUACGUCAUCACGGUCGGCUCGCACGUCAAUGAGGUCAACCUGCGCACCUUGGUGAGCAGGGGGCGCCGUGACGACAUCACCUACGCCCACCGCCACCUAUUCCGCGUUCAAGACUACCCUUCGCUUCUCCACGGAGUCUUCCACAAGAAAGUGUCGCGAAAGGUGUCAAUGUAGUCCCCCACGCCCCCCAAAAAAACAGGACCAGUGAUUUUAGAUCUAACCCCUUUAAGAGUAUUCACCCGUUUACCAAACAUGUCGGUCGGAGUCAUCUACCCCGAGUGAAGCCUGCCAGGACAACAGCGACAACCCAAACUGUUCCUGUAAGUCAGAGCUUGUUGUGACAGAGCAGAGUCUGGAAAACGUCUGCCUGGGAGGCUGAAUUCUGGGUAAAUUUGUCCCACUGAUAAGUGCUCCAUCCAAACAGACUUCAAUGAGCUGAUAUCAACUCAGGUAUUCUGCAUUUCACCGUCCGCCCGCCUGGACUUGUUUCAAAGGAAGGGUCAGCACAGGCUUAAAUCGCUGACUCAUGUUUGAGAACAUGCUGGCUUUACAGUUUCCAUGCAAUUUGAUUUGACCCAGUGAAGUUGGCCAACAGAAAACAAUGCAACAGUUGAUCAUGAUGUAACGCCACAUGGCCGGGAAACCUAAUCCGACAUCACUGGUCGGUCACCGGAGGGGGGAGAUGAGGCCCACCAGCCCCUCACCUGGUUCCAAUGAGAGCCGCACAGCUGGACCCAACAUGUGUGACAUCAUCUCUCUGUGCAUGUCCUUGUUAGAUUUGAUAUAAACAGUCCUGUCGGGGUCAAACCACAGAACCGACUGUGUGAGAAACUGAGAACACACCAACCUUCUCAAGCUUAUUUGUACUUUUAGGUAGAAAAACAUCUGUCGAGUCAACAAAACCUGACCUCCCGCCCUCGCGCACUUAAGACCCCGUCCACGGUCAGUUCGACGCACUCGCAGUCGUCACUGUUGUUUUUACCUGUGGUGCUAUUAGUCUCCGUAUCAGCCGCUAGCCCUGUUGUAAAGCAAGAUACUGAAUGUUCACCUGAGGAUCAUCGGCCUCAGUGGUGUUGAAGAGCCUUCAAUAAAAGGUUGCUACACCAAACUGUGUCAGCUGUCUUUGUUGAAUCAUGCUUCUGAAUCAAAGUAGUGAAGAAAUGUGCUUAGAUAAAUGUGGCUCGGGGGCCACUUGAGGUCGGUGUGAAACCCUGAAUCUGUAAAAAUGUUUUGUUGAUCAUUAUCUGUCAGAUUCAAAUUCCAGUAUCUUAGCUAAUCCAUAGCCUUGUUUGUGAUGGUUGAC